This is a messenger RNA of Peromyscus leucopus (white-footed mouse), 1515 nucleotides long. It is a transcript of the gene Cmklr2, whose product is annotated as G protein-coupled receptor 1. Gene Ontology annotation, cellular component: plasma membrane. Bases 363 to 1430 code for a protein of 355 amino acids. Gene Ontology annotation, biological process: inflammatory response; complement receptor mediated signaling pathway; phospholipase C-activating G protein-coupled receptor signaling pathway. Lineage: Eukaryota; Metazoa; Chordata; Mammalia; Rodentia; Cricetidae. The transcript has 2 exons. The record is from RefSeq and is a predicted model, not a curated record. Gene Ontology annotation, molecular function: G protein-coupled receptor activity; complement receptor activity.
UUUAAUGAGAAAAGUAGCAUCAUUCAAGUAGGUAGUUGGGAGGGGACUGACCUUUUGAAUCAAGGCCAAGGAUACGGUCACCUAACUGGAGUACAACAGAUUUAUUUAGCCACAGGCAGACCACAUUUUCUUUCCCAGGGUAGUUAAGUCAGAAGGUUUGCCUCCCUUGCUUACAAAGGGAGGAAAUACUUCCUCUGCUCGGGACAGCUGCAAUCAGUUCUCCCAGCCAAAUCAUUAAACCUGAAGGAUCCUGAGCCCGGAGCCCAGAAGAGAGGGCUACCCGCUUCCAGCCUCCCAGCCUCCCCACCACUCCAGCACCCACACCUUUCAAGGUUUUCCUACUCUCCACCUACAAGGCCACCAUGGAAAUCUCAAAGGAAGCAUUAUAUGAAGAAUUUGAGAACUAUUCCUAUACGGUAGAAUAUUACUCCCAGGAGUCUGAUUCAGAGGAGACGCUGCACCUGGGAAUCAUUCACUGGAUCUCCCUGCUGUUACAUGUCCUAGCAUUUGUUCUGGGAAUUCCAGGAAACGCCAUUGUCAUUUGGUUCAUGGGAUUCAAGUGGAAGAAGACAGUCACUACUCUCUGGUUCCUCAAUCUGGCCAUUGCAGAUUUCGUUUUUGUGCUCUUCCUGCCUCUCUAUGUCUCCUACAUGGCCUUGAAUUUCCACUGGCCCUUUGGCCUGUGGCUUUGCAAGGCUAACUCCUUCAUUGCCCAGCUGAACAUGUUUUCUAGUGUUUUCUUCUUGACAGUGAUCAGCCUGGAUCACUAUUUCCGCUUGAUCCAUCCUGUCUUGUCUCAUCGGCACCGAACCCUGAAGAACUCACUGGGCGUUGUUAUAUUUGUCUGGCUUUCGGCUUCUCUGCUUGGAGGGCCUGUCCUGUACUUCCGGGACACUGUGGAGGUCAAUAACCACAUUAUUUGUUAUAACAAUUUCCAGGAGCAUGACCCUGCCCUCACCUUGGUAAGACACCAUGUUCUGACCUGGGUCAAGUUCCUUUUUGGCUACCUCUUCCCUCUGCUGACAAUGAGCUUGUGCUACUUGUGUCUCAUCUUCAAGGCAAAGAAGCAAAACAUUCCCAUGUCCAGUAAGCAUUUUUGGACAAUCCUCUCUGUGGUCAUUGCCUUCAUGGUCUGCUGGACUCCUUAUCACCUGUUUAGCAUUUGGGAACUCAGCGUCUACCACAACAGCUCUUUCCAUCACAUCCUGCAGAGCGGGGUCCCUCUCUCUACUGGCUUGGCAUUCCUCAAUAGCUGCUUGAACCCCAUCCUUUACGUUCUAAUUAGCAAGAAGUUCCAAGCUCACUUCCGGGCCUCUGUUGCUGAGGUACUCAAGCAUUCUCUGUGGGAAGUCAGCUGUCCUGGCACAGUGAGCGAACAGCUCAGGAGCGCUGAAACCAAGAGCUUGUCUCCCCCAGAAACAGCCCACUGAGUCCUGUGUUCCCGGAAAUCAGCAUGGUGUCUUCACGGGAUCCCCGUGACAAAUCCUGUCAGAUGAAGCUUCAUUCUGAUCUAAA